Molecule: messenger RNA, 2121 nt
Organism: Hyaloscypha bicolor E
Lineage: Eukaryota; Fungi; Ascomycota; Leotiomycetes; Helotiales; Hyaloscyphaceae
Product: HET-domain-containing protein
Exons: 2
Coding region: 18-2099 (693 amino acids)
Source: RefSeq, a predicted model, not a curated record
UGCCACUCAACCGUUCAAUGUCGACUUCUGUCGUGGAAAAUGGUGACCUUUGCUGGAAGUGCCAGAGCCUUUUAAAUACCCAGUAUCCUGAGGGUCUUGUCAUUACAGAGAUCAACGAAACCCGACAGGAGCCAGACAAGAAACAAAUCCGACUAAUUAAAACAUUCGACUCUGUGGAAGUCACUGCUUCCAAUGGGUGCAUACUCUGUUUGCACCUAUUACACGCCUUGGGCAUUCCGGCAAGGGCUGCUUUAUGCCAGCUGACGAGUGCGAUUGACGGAACUUCUCCUGACAUUGCGUACGAAGAGGCGAUCUUUCUCAGUGAGGGAAAUCCUCCGAGUAUUGGAUUGCACGUAGAUCCGGACAAUCUAUAUCUUGGAUGGAACUCCGGUAACGAAGUUAAGAGUGUGAUACAACUGUUUCCAGAGGCUGAAGUAGCACCCUUUGUCGGCCAUGGAGAGGUCAGUGCCAACACAAAUUCAGAUACAAGCUGGUCAGUAGUCGCAAACUGGCUGGAUGAAUGUGCAAAGUCACACAAGCCAUGCAACAGGUUGAUGGCUAUAGAACCUUCCCUUCCAUCGCGUGUCAUCGACGUUGGCUCGGGAGCGCCGAGGCUAGUAGUAGUCAAAGAUGACACUCCCAUUUUGCCGUACGCUACAAUGAGCCAUUGCUGGGGUUCCCAUAUGCCUCUGCUGUUGCUAUCCAGCAAUAUAGCCGAAUUGCAGAAGCGGAUUCCGAUCUCACAGCUGUCUAAAUCGUUUCAAGAUGCUUUUCUAAUUACCCAACGAUUGGGUUUAAACUAUAUCUGGAUCGACAGUCUCUGCAUUGUUCAAGAUUUAGCUGCGGAUUGGGAAAGGGAGUCACAAUCUAUGUCCGAAGUUUACUCGAACUCUUAUUGCAAUAUAGCUGCUGCACAUGCUGCUGAUGGAACACAUGGAUGUUUUAUCGAGAGAAGUCCCGACUUGGUCAAGCCGCUGAAGGUCAAUCUCAACUGGGGCCCAAAUCCAGGAACUUACUACGCUGUCCAGUGGCUCUACUGGCGGGAGAAUGUUAUGAAUAUGCCCUUGCAUAGGCGGGCCUGGGCGUGUCAAGAGCGAUACUUGGCACCCCGGAAUCUGUAUUUCGGAGACACACAACUUUAUUGGGAGUGCUGUGGACGUGUUGCAAGCGAAACAUUUCCUUUAGGUUUACCGGCUAGAGUGGGCGCCCCUUCCAAGGGCCUCGAUCCACAUAUCGACGGUGCCCGUCGACGAAAGGGGUUGGGCUUAUCAGAGGCGCCAGAUCUGGAUGCGUUCAGUCUCUGGGAUCUCAUCAUCAGCACCUACUCGAAAGGAAAUCUCACUUACUCAACGGACAAGCUCGUCGCCCUAUCUGGGUUGGCGGGGAGAAUGCAAAAGCACACCAAAUCCCAGUAUCUAGCAGGAAUGUGGCGAAAACACCUAGCUUACCAGCUUUUGUGGAAGGCUAGCGGCAUCCAGUGGGUUGUGUCCACGUCACGCCCCGAAGUCUACACCGCGCCGAGCUGGUCUUGGGCUUCCAUACAUGGCCACAUCGAAGAUGCUUGUGUUGUGCGGCAUGCCGAUGACCACGAGAUCGUUCUGGAAAUCUUGGACGUCGGAGUUGAGCUAGUCAGUGAUAGGAAUCACUUUGGGCAAGUCAAAAGCGGAUUCCUUAGACUCCGGUGCAGCUUAGCAAAAUCAGGAGUUUAUCUGGAGGAGUCACCAGAAAACAGAGGCUCAUUCUGCCUUAUUGUCAACGGAUUAAGAGUUGGAAGUGCAAGUGUGGAUGAUUAUAGUCAUGAGUCUGAUCCAGUUAUGCACCACGGCUUUUAUUAUCUUCCAGUCCGGUAUAAUGCAAGAUACGAAGAGGUGAACCUAGGCGGAGUGACAAUGAGUGUUCCAAGAGUAGCCGGUAUUAUUCUUCGGGGUGCUGGUCCUGAAACCCAGAGCGAAUUUGUGAGGGUUGGCACAUUUACGGUCCUUUCAUCACCAAAAGACUUUCAGUUCGCAUGUCGACAAUACAGUAGAGAGUUUAGGCAGGUCGAGGCUGGAUACGACUCGGAACAAUGGGGUGCGAAGUGGGAUAUCUUAAUUCUUUGAUGCCGAUUGUUAAGGGAGAGGG